AUGGUUCCUCGCCUUUCUUCAUUCUUUCUCACACUAAACACUGGGCCGACCGCGCCAUCGGCGGCGUCCCUCGCGAGUUCGCCUUCUGCUCUCGCCGAAGCGUCUUCGUCUUCCGUAGCUUCGACCUCGGCGAUUGAACAAGUGCCCCUGCGAGAUCCGUUAGUGAACCCGACGUUCACAGCCCAGAAGAUACCCAAGGAUUACGUGAAGAAGACUCUGAUCCCCCAUCUGGAGCACCAGAUCACCGUGGUGGCGAAGGCGCUGAACGAACUGGAACUUGCCAACUUGGCCGCAGCGUACGCGAAGCUGCCGCCUUCUCUCCGGCACCCUGAACUGUGUCGCGAGCUCGUGGAAAAGGUCAAGUUUCGGAUGAACGGCUUCGGCGCUCAGGAGAUCGUCUUGAUUCUGCAUCCGCUCUACGCGCUCGUGGGGGACUCCGACAAGGAGUUGUGGUGUCUCUUCGCCGAGAGAAUCGAGAAGGAAUUCAUUCUGAAAGAGCUGUCCGUGCUGAACCUGGUGUCGGUCCUGCGCGUGUACGAGAAGCUCGAGGGUGCCUUCGGCGAUGAAUUCGGCGUCUUCGUGGCGACCUUGCAGGAACUUUUGAAAACGGGAAUUGCGCAGUUUGAUGCCAUCGAACUUCACGACAUGAUUGUCACGCUGUCGCUGAACCACCGGGAAACGAAACGCGACCUCCAACUGCUGCGCUUCGCCCUCGCCGAGAUGGACGGGAAACUGCAUGCCCUCUCACUCCUGAACCAGCUGUCGCUGCUCCAAGCUCUGAUCCGCAUGAAAAUCGAACACCGGGAACUCGCGAACCUCGUCGCCGCCCAGCUCCAGGACGCCCGGAAAGUCCACAACAUACCCCCCAAAUUCGUCGCCCAAACCCUCUGGAUCUUUGCGAAACUCGGCAGACUCUCUGACGUCGCGUGUACGAUGGGCCCUCUUAUGGAGCAACACAUCAACCGCUUCUCCGUCGUCGACUUUGCCCGCCUCGCCCAAGCUCUCCCCGCGGGAUCCUCCGUUCCUCUCCGAGUGUGCAAGAACCUCCAAGAACGCCUCUCGUCGAUGAACGUCAAGGACUUUUGCUUCUUCCUCUGUGCAUGCGUUCGCUUGAACCUUCUUCCUGAUCAACACGGCCGCAUUCCCUACUUCGCCAAUGCUUCAGACGAUGAAAACGCUCAAGGUCUGUUGGCGGGGAACUCGACGUCUCUGGUUGCGACGAUCAACGCCGCCGGAUUGCGCGACGCGCUCCUGUCCUUCAUGCAUGCACGGGAGAGCGAGUUUCGGUGCGAAGAGAUUCGCCGCGUCGUUCUCGUUCUCCAAGGCUACUCGGAGGACUACGGCUAUCUUUUGGAGAAGCUGCCAGAGAACUGGAGCGACAUUGACGAGAGCCUCGAUACGAUGACAGACCGAGCCGAUGCCGCGCCAAAAACGUCCCAAGGCGCGUAG
This is a messenger RNA of Neospora caninum, 1449 nucleotides long. RefSeq lists its product as hypothetical. The transcript has 5 exons. The record is from RefSeq and is a predicted model, not a curated record. Lineage: Eukaryota; Apicomplexa; Conoidasida; Eucoccidiorida; Sarcocystidae. The coding region runs from base 1 to 1449 and encodes 482 amino acids.